CAAGGGUCGAGGUCAAAAUAUUGCUAGACAAAACUCAUCAAUCAAUCUUGCUACACACAUAAAUUAGGCAUUUUUGACACUAUAUCAAAUAUGAAAUUACCAAAAUAUUUAUAUUUCUAAUAUUAAUUAAUUACUAUACAUUAUGUAACGAUGAAAAUAAGUGAAUAAAGAUUGUUGAUCGAUUACACAUGUCUAAACAAAUUCAAUAUGGCGGCCCACAGAGCAAAAUUGAUGAGAUGUGAGGAGCUGCUGUCGAAAGACAAGAUCCCUUUUAAAGAUCUUAGGGAACUCUGUUUUCAAGGAUGUCCUCAUGAGUCUGGAAUAAGAGCAAAAUGUUGGAAGCUACUUUUGAACUACCUCCCACUCAGACCAGCUGAUUGGCCUGACCACCUCAAAAAGCAAAGGGCAGCCUACAUGCACUUUAUAGAUGAGAUUAUCAUACAACCAGGUACUGAUAGGGCAGGCCAAGGAAACUCUGAUGUCACAUUUGAAGACCAUCCAUUAAACCCAAAUCCAGAAAGCCAGUGGAAUACAUACUUUAAAGAUAAUGAUAUGCUGUUACAAAUUGAUAAGGACUGCAGGCGGUUGUGUCCAGAUCUUGCCUUUUUCCAAAAUGCUACCAGCUAUCCAUGCCUUGAGCUUGUAACCAAUGAAACUGAAAUUGAAACAUUACGGAAGAGAGUUGAGUACCAAGUCCUAAAGUCUGAGACUGUUCAGAGGAAUAGGAGCGGCAUAACAAAUAUGAUUGCUAGAAAGCGGGCAAAGAGUAUGAAUGCCGAGUACUACACACUUAGCGAGGGGCAGGAGGCUCACUGGGAGGUAGUGGAGAGAAUACUUUUUAUAUAUGGUAAACUUAACCCAGGCCAGGGAUAUGUGCAGGGCAUGAAUGAGAUUAUUGGACCAAUUUACUACACAUUUGCAUCAGACCCCAGCAAAGAAGGGCAAGAGAAUGCUGAGGCUGAUACAUUCUACUGUUUCACGAACAUUAUGUCUGAUAUAAGAGACAACUUCAUCAAGAGUCUAGAUGACUCUGAAUGUGGUAUAGGUGCCUUAAUGCAGAGACUCAUGGAAAUCCUUAAGAAGAAGGACCUGGCGCUGUGGGUGAGACUGGACCAACAAGAGAUCAAGCCCCAGUUCUUUGCAUUCAGAUGGAUAACACUGCUACUCUCACAGGAGUUCUCACUCCCCGAUGUUCAACGGAUCUGGGACUCACUUUUCUCUGCUGAAGACCGUAAUGAAUUUCUGCUACUUAUAUGCUGUGCAAUGCUCAUACUUCUCCGAAAUGAUAUUCUUAACAAUGACUUUUCAACAAACAUGAAGCUAGUUCAAGUAAUAACUAAAUACAGAUCUCCAGUACACGGGGAUGUCAUACAGCUACCAUAUACUGAACAACUGCAACAAAACCCAGUGAUCUACUUUCAUUUACUGAGCAAUAGAUGUGAACUUGUCUACAAAUUCAGCUAUUUACGCUCAAAAGGUUUUCAGAUUGAACAUUAAUAUAUCUGCAAUCAAAAUUAAAAUAUGAAUUACAGUGGAAGUCCUGUCCUCUUCCAGACAGUCACCUAGAAAUCACCAGAACCUUUUUUAGAUAAGGAAUCUCUUA
Owenia fusiformis is the source of this 1603-nucleotide messenger RNA. Lineage: Eukaryota; Metazoa; Annelida; Polychaeta; Sabellida; Oweniidae. The record is from the annotation of a GenBank genome assembly.